Messenger RNA from Eleginops maclovinus (Patagonian blennie), 3574 nucleotides. RefSeq names its product sosondowah ankyrin repeat domain family Ca (gene sowahca). The record is from RefSeq and is a predicted model, not a curated record. The transcript has 4 exons. Bases 183 to 1769 code for a protein of 528 amino acids. NCBI's taxonomy places the organism in Eukaryota, Metazoa, Chordata, Actinopteri, Perciformes, Eleginopidae. Gene Ontology annotation, molecular function: protein binding.
UCUGCAAGAGCUCGACAUUCCCCAUGGAGGAGAGGAGACUAAGGAGAAGAUGCUGUCAUCCGUCGUCACCGUCAGCCUAAGUGAAUGACAGUAGCGUAAACAUGCAUGGUUUUUGAAACGUUCGUGAGUAACUUAUUCAGUUACUCUAUCUUUGCGCUGCUCUGGUCGGGUCGUCCAGGAGGAUGAUGGCGUCCCAGUACACAGAGCAAGCCGUGCAGGAGUUCCUGAUGGAGAGAGGAGGGAGGGUCCAACAGAUGGAGCUGAUCGAUCAUUUCCUACCAGCGUCGGGUCAAAAUGACCAGUCAAAUGAAGAGGUGGAUCGAGAGGUUCUGAAACGCAUCGUGGACAACGUGGGGGUUGUGAAAGUAGAAGACGGUGUGAAAUUUGUUUGUUUGAACACCGAAGGCAGCGCGGGAUCGGUGAUGCGUGCGGACACAGGCGGCCACGAUCACGCGGAGUGCAACGGGAAUAUCAGUGAGGCAUUGGACAACAACCAAGUCAACGGAAACCCUAACAACAGAGACCAAACAGGAGCAUCCAAUUCAUUGGCUGCCAGCCUGGACAAUGACAAACAGUCAAAUGGCAAUGGGGUACAUGCAUCCCCCUCCCAGAAUAAUAAGACCAACACAUCGACUCCUGCCUUUGGUGGAGGAGGGGAGGUGAGGCUGAGGGACAGGAGGAGGCGAGAGUCGGCUCCAGUCAUUGGGAUUGCAGAUCUGGACCACGCUCACCAUGUGGGGUCACACAGCCAGCAGGUGAGAGGGGCACGCAGGGUGUCAAAAGGAUCCACGCGGGCCUUGCUGACCAGCUGCCUCUCUGAAGACAGCACGUUGGAAGGGCUGGACCCUAUUGGAGAUAUCAACACACCCAAGGGGAGUCGCAGGAACUUCAUAGAGCUGAUGAUGAGCAGUUCUCCUCAGGUGCGGAGGUCUCUGAUCAGCCGAGGUUCACGCGUCCGGGACUCGAUAAGGAGCGAAGGAGACUCUGCAUCGAUCCUCUCCUCAGUGUCCGACUGCGCCUCAGUGACCCUGGACCCGCUGGAGCACGAGUGGAUGCUGUGCGCCUCGGAUGGCCUGUGGGAAAGCCUGCAGCCCCUGCUGGCUGUGGAGCCGAGCCUCGUGGCCAAGAAAGACUUCGUGACAGGCUUCACCUGCCUCCACUGGGUGGCGAAGCAGGGCAAAGCUGAGCUCCUCUCCCAGCUGCUGGCCUUCGCCAAGGAGAACGCUAUACCCGUGAAUGUAAACGUGAGAUCAAGUGCUGGAUACACACCGCUACACCUGGCAGCCAUGCAUGGACAUACACAGGUGGUCCGUGUGCUGCUGUCAGACUGGGAGGCGGACCCUGAGGCUCGAGACUACAGCGGGAGGCGGGCCAUCCAGUACCUGGCCCCACCUCUUGCCGCUGACCUGCAGCAGGAGGGAGUGGUCACCUCACCGGGUGCUGAGUCAGACAAUGAAAACACUAGCAAAGGUAGCGGUGGAGGGCGUGGAUGGCGGUUUCCCAGAGUCCUCCAGGGCAAUCUGAAUCCACUGCGCCUCCUGAACCCACCUGCUGAGUCAGCGGAGGAGGGAGCCGGGAAUGGGAAGAACAAGGGCGGGAUGCAGAGGAAGUCGUCUCUGAGCCGGCUGAAUGCACGGCUGCACCGGGGGCGCCACCGUGCCCAGAUCAUCCACAGCGCCUCCUUCAGGGACACGGGGGAGGUGGGGAGAGGGGAGGAGCUCGCCAGCAGCCCAAUCCGAACCCGACCGUUGUCCAACCUGUUUGGAUAAAGUUACACAACUCUGAGAUAUAGUGCGUUUACAAAAUACAGUUUACUCACCUUUAUAAGCUGACAGGUCAGACCUUUUCAGACCAAAUUAACCGCACACAUACUAAAAGUUUUAUUAUUAUAGUAUUUUUAUGUUUAUCUAAAAAUCUAACUUAUUUUUGUUUUUAUUGAAGUAAUCAGGCCUAUGUUGAUGAAGACUGAGGGCAGGUCAAAGUUUAUGUAGCAUUUUAUUUGCUGCAACAAUUCAUUGAGUUAAAGCUGAACUACUCUUUCAAUUCCUUUUUGAAUUUCUUUUGUUUUGAGUUGUUUUUUUGUAUUAUGUCUUAGGCUCGGUUGUAGAGCAGGUAGCAAACAUAACACCCAUUUUUUUUUAAUACUUUACACUAGAAAACUGUUCACACAUAUGCAACAGGCAGGAUUGUAUCACGUCUUCACUUUAAGUUUGACUCCCAAUGGUGAGGGGUUUUAUUAUAGCACUUCAACACAGUAAUCCAAACUCUUAUUUUGUUUGCAGAUUUAAAGUAAUAUAUUUACACAACACUUUUCUAUAUUUCAACUUCUUUUGCCUGGGUGGUGCUGAUUUUUCAAAAACACAUUUCAAACAAUGUGAAUUAUUAUUUUUAACUACCAGAUUCCAAUAUUUGUAGCCACAGAACUCUUGUAUGUCCGAACAGCCAUGUACAGUCGUCGCGUUUGCACUCGUCACUUUGAAGAUGGUUUGUGAUUAUGAGAGGAAACUUCUCAAACUAAACCAGCUGUUGAUGGUCUUGUAUCAUGCUGGUAGGUUCAUAUUGUACAUGAUGGAUGGGGGUGAUCAAAUGUUACACCUCUAGAUUAAUAAUGCACUGUAUACACACACUACAAUGUCAUUGUUAUUCUACUUUUCCGUACAGUUGAUCAAUACUUGACAGCAAAAGAAAGCUGCCAUGGAUUGACUUCGAUCCAAUUACUAUGAAGACAAUGAUCAGUUACACUUUUGGACUGGUUUUUCUACUGACUAUAGUGUACCUCAAAUCCUCUGAGUCUGGUUAACUCAUUGUUACAUUGAUUCUUUGUGGGGGAGUUUAACAGUAUGGGUGUUUAAUGGUAGUUGACAGUGUUUUUACAAAUCCAAAAUUCACCACGAUUUACCAUUUUCAUCAGAAAGGAUCAUUUUUUGUAGCAAUUCAUGCAAAAACUGGCUCAUGAAUCUAAUCUGGUGAAAGGUUAUUCAGGUCUUUUCGUUGACAAACAGCAUAGCACUGCUUAGUUUGACAGUAAAUCUGCAAUCAAACAAACUGAUGCUUUUUUACCACAGAUUAUAUAUUUAAUAAAGAGUCUGUAUCUUCCUCCUGUAUUGCUCUGCAUGUACACAAUCAUUCGUUCAUCAAUCUUGUCUGCAUCAUCUGUGAAUGAGCCCAGACCAGUAUAUGCUGUAUUUCAAGCUGAGGAGCACAUUGACUUUUCGACUGUUUUCCCAAAUAUGUGAUCCUUUCUUAUAUCUGAUUAUUCCUAUUCUUUAAGAAUGAUCCCUUAGUAUUUUGUAGCAUUUGUACUCAAAUCAUGGGGCUUCAUGUUACUAAAAUGUUGACUCUUUUGAUGUAGAAAUGUAUGUAGCCUACUUUGAUGUCACUUUUUCAGAUGUAUGAAUAGGGGAAACAUUCUGUGCACUGAUCAUUUUUAUGUGUGUAGGUCAUUGUUCCGUCUUCUUUGUGAAAUACUGUGAAGUUAUUAUGUGGUGUAAAUACACUGUUACUGAGCCAGUGUCAUCUUGUCUUUAUGUUUCAUCCUUGAAUAUGAAAUAAAGCAGUACUGGUUUGCUUAGAA